CCUUUUACCCGCCUCUCUCGCCCGCCCCGGCCGCGGGGCGGCUUCCGCUUCCGGGUGGCAAUUCUCUGUGGCGCGCUGUUGAAGCUAAGUGGUCGCCAUGGAGCUUACGGGCGAGUACGUCGGGUGUGAUGGGGAGCCCCGGCGGCUGCAAGUGUCCUGUGAGGCGUCGGGCGACGCGGACCCUCUCCAGAGCCUGUCGGCGGGUGUGGCCAGAAUGAAGGAGCUGGUAGCCGAGUUCUUCGGGCCCCUGGUGGAGCGGGACGCGCAGGGCGUGACGGCAGAUGCGGACGACGCUCUGGACGCGUGGCGAGCAUUGGCCUAGAGACUAGACAACGAACUGAGUCAGCUCCACGCCUCUGCUCUGGGAGAGCGCCAAGGACGGCGAUAGGCGUCCAUCCCUGCUCGUGCAGGAGCGGACGUGCGGCGGUCGGUAACCGCUGCUAGCUUCCGGAAGACCUAACGGGCGGGACGUGGGCGCUGGGUGUGGGAAGACGAACGGAAGUUGUAUCGGGUGUGAAAUUAAAAACAUGUUUGACAGACUGGGAACAGCCCCAGAUGGUCGAGACCGACUUUGUUGUAGGCAGUCUUCACCCUCAGAGGACCCUUUCUCCUGUCUGUUUUGAAAGUAGAAGGGUGUUUUGGGCUUUUGCUUUUUGGUAUUUUAAGAAUUGAUAGUUUCAUACAUAUAUGCAAAGCAUCGUGGUCAUUUUUUCCUUCCACGGCACUCUUUCAUCCCCUGCUUGAACCCCUUCCCAACAGGGCCCCCUCUCCUCUCUUUCCUGCCCUUGGUUGUCACUCACUGAGUUAGUGAAGAUUGUAUGAGGGGGGAGGUUACCUCCUGGAGCAAGGGCAGCUCAGCGGUAACUACACCACUGAAGAAAAAAAUUGUCGACUCCUCCCCGCAGCAACCAUUAACUGCCAAAACCACCUCUGGGAGUGGUGGGCCCUCAUGAGUCGCUCUCCUUUCGGGGGUGGAAUGUUGAGGUUGCCAUCUUGUGCAGGUGACCACAACCGCUGCACUUGUGUGCGGACAUGUCAUGUCCAAAAGAAUGUUUCACCUCAGCCCUUCCCGUCCUCUGGCUCCUACUUCCAUCCACCCCGUCUAUUGUUGUAGAAAUUACUGUUAUUCAGUUUUGUUUGUUUGUUUUGUUUUAAAAGAUGGCUGUUUUUGCCUGCCGUGUAUGUACGUCUGUACACCACUUCUAUGCAGUGUUUUCUGAGGCCAGAAGAAGGCAUUAGAUCCCCAGCAGGCCGUGGUCUUAACCU
This is a messenger RNA of Onychomys torridus (southern grasshopper mouse), 1266 nucleotides long. It is a transcript of the gene Gon7, whose product is annotated as GON7 subunit of KEOPS complex. The transcript has 2 exons. NCBI's taxonomy places the organism in Eukaryota, Metazoa, Chordata, Mammalia, Rodentia, Cricetidae. The coding region runs from base 98 to 322 and encodes 74 amino acids. The record is from RefSeq and is a predicted model, not a curated record. Gene Ontology annotation, cellular component: EKC/KEOPS complex.